Zonotrichia leucophrys gambelii is the source of this 3037-nucleotide messenger RNA. RefSeq names its product interleukin 1 receptor accessory protein like 2 (gene IL1RAPL2). Gene Ontology annotation, biological process: signal transduction. NCBI's taxonomy places the organism in Eukaryota, Metazoa, Chordata, Aves, Passeriformes, Passerellidae. The transcript has 11 exons. Bases 284 to 2344 code for a protein of 686 amino acids. The record is from RefSeq and is a predicted model, not a curated record.
UGGCUGUUGCAUUCACACCCCAGACAGGCUCUCAUUUACCCUAAACGCUCCCGUCCGUGCCGGAAAGGGGACGUUGAUUCCCAUCAGGGUUAAAGCUCUGCAGCUGCGUGCCUGCCUGUGUGUCCGUAGGAGCAGGUGGAUGCUGCCCUGCCCCUGAGCAGCGCACGGGGAGGAGAUUCCCUCCGGCGGCAGGAGAGGCCGGCCCUGGGGGGGACAUGGAAAGGUGCCUGGAAAGCUCUGCCAGUGCCAGAGCCGAGGCAGGAGCUGCCACAGAAAGUGAAAGAUGAAGCCUCUUGUUUUCUUGGUUCUUGUGAUCUGUACUGUAGUCAGCAUGAAUUUGAAGCUCGUGUCAAAGAGAAAUUCUGUUGAUGGUUGCAUUGACUGGUCAGUGGAUCUCAAGACAUACAUGGCUUUGGCAGGUGAACCAGUCCGAGUGAAAUGUGCCCUUUUCUACAGCUAUAUCAGAACUAAUUAUAGCAUGGCCCAAAGCACAGGUCUUAGGCUUAUGUGGUACAAAAACAAAGGAGAUUUAGAAGAACCCAUUAUAUUUUCUGAAGUUAGAAUGAGCAAGGAUGAAGAUUCCAUAUGGUUUCACUCGGUUGAGCUGCAAGACAGUGGUUUCUACACAUGUGUUCUGAGAAACUCAACGUAUUGCAUGAAGGUCUCCAUGUCCUUGACGGUAGCUGAGAAUGAAUCUGGGCUUUGCUACAACAGCAAGAUCAGAUACCUGGAAAAAUCAGAAGUCACUAAAAGAAAGACAAUCUCCUGUCCUGAUAUUGAGGAUUACAAAACAGCCAAUCAAGAGCCAGAUGUGGUGUGGUAUAAGGAAUGUGAGCCAAAAAUGUGGAGAAGUGUUGUAAUUCAGAAGGGAAAUACUCUCUUAAUUCAAGAGGUCCAGGAAGAAGAUGGAGGAAAUUAUACCUGUGAACUAAAGUUUGAAGGCAAGCUUAUACGAAGGACGGUUGAAUUGAAGGUUACUGCUUUACUCACAGACAAACCUCCAAAGCCAUUGUUCCCCAUGGAGAACCAGCCAACUGUUAUAGAUGUCCAGCUGGGAAAUCCACUGACUGUGGCCUGCAAGGCUUUCUUUGGAUUCAGUGGAGAAUCAGGCCCCAUGAUCUACUGGAUGAAAGGGGAAAAAUUCAUAGAAGAAUUGGAAGGUCACAUUAGAGAAGGCGAAGUCAGACUCCUCAGAGAACAUCUUGGAGAAAAAGAAGUUGAGUUGACAUUGAUCUUUGAUGCUGUAGAGGAGGCAGACCUGGCUAACUACACAUGUCACGUGGAGAACAGAAAUGGACGGAGACACGCCAGCGUUCUUCUGCGCAAAAAAGAUUUGAUCUACAAAAUAGAACUUGCUGGAGGACUGGGAGCCAUCCUUCUUCUGCUUAUUUUGCUCGUGACCAUCUAUAAGUGCUACAACAUAGAGUUAAUGCUGUUCUACAGACAGAACUUUGGAGGAGAUGAAGCAGCUGAUGACAACAAAGAAUAUGAUGCUUAUCUUUCAUACACCAAAGUGGAUCCUGAUGCGUUAGAUCGUGAUAAUAAUGAAGAGGAGCAGUUUGCACUUGAAAUUCUGCCAGAUGUUCUAGAAAAGCACUAUGGAUAUAAACUCUUCAUUCCAGAUAGGGACCUGAUCCCUAGUGGAACCUACAUUGAAGAUCUCACAAGAUGUGUUGAGCAAAGCAGAAGACUCAUUAUCGUGUUAACUCCAGACUAUGUUCUCAGGAGAGGAUGGAGUAUUUUUGAGAUGGAAAACAGACUCCAUAACAUGCUAGUCAGUGGAGAAAUCAAAGUUAUUUUGAUUGAGUGUACUGAAUUAAAAGGGAAGGUGAAUUAUCACGAAGUGGAAUCAUUAAAGCACACCAUCAAACUUCUCUCAGUGGUCAAGUGGAAAGGACCAAAAAGCAGCAAACUGAACUCUAAGUUUUGGAAGCGCCUAGUCUUUGAAAUGCCAGGGAAGAAAAAGGAGGUGGUGUCUCGGCAUCAGGUGCUGGAUUCUGCAGAGCAGGGCCUCUUUGGAGACCUGCAGACUGUGCCCUCCCUCGCCGUCACGGGCACCUCUGCCACGCUGGUGGAGUCGCGCGCGGGCCUGGGCGGUUUCCAGCCGGCAGACUCCGCGCACAGCCGGCACUUCUGCCGCGGCUACGAGUGCGACGUGUCGGCGGCCACGCUGCCCCUGGCCUCCAUCAGCAACCACCACACGUACUGUAACAUCCCCCUGGCGCUCCUCAACGGACAGCUACCUCUCAACAACGCCGUCAAGGACCCCCAGGAGUUCCACAGGAACAGCCCCUUGCUACCUUUGUCGGCCAAGGAGCUCAGCUUCACCAGUGAUAUCUGGUAGAACGUCAGGGCUCUUUGGAGAUGCUUCAUGGCCACCAUGAAGAGACGCCUGUAAAGAACUUUGCCCUACCCGCACGGGGUGAGAAAACCUAUUCAAAGCAGCAGCACACUUGUUUGCUUUUCUACUUGAACUGUUUUGUUUACAUUUACAAAUUAUUGACAAAGGGGGCAUUCUUUUGUAACUCAGUAAUGUCCUUCCUGUCUUUUAAUGUACAGUUUUAUUGCUUCUUUAAAAAGGAGGGGGGAGAGAAAAACGCAUCCCGUCACUUCACAGUAGGUUUACAAUCUGGGACGGAGAAAAGGUCACUGUGUAUGAUCUCCAACAUCCAUACAUAUUUAGGUAACAGUAUUUGGAAUACACAGAAGUUGUUGGGUUUUUCAUAUAGACUACAGUACAGUUUGAAAUUCUAAUCAUGCUACAAAAAUUAGUAUCUCCUGCACAGACCACAAGGGGUGAAUCAUCUUGAAAAGGAAGGAGAAGGAAACCUUCCUGAUAACAUUGUCUUGCAAAUACUUCUUAGAAGAUGCCCAGCUGAAGCAAUGCAGACAAAGCUUUAUCAAUAAAGUGCAUAGUAACAGUUACAAAAUAAAUCACCUGCUCCCAUCAGCAUCUCUUCAUUUUAUUAUUGAGGUAUGUUCUAUUCCUAGUCAAUGGUUAGCAAUGUGGUUUUAUUAAACAACUUACUAGAAUACU